Triplophysa rosa is the source of this 4623-nucleotide messenger RNA. RefSeq names its product protein kinase, AMP-activated, gamma 2 non-catalytic subunit b (gene prkag2b). The transcript is spliced from 16 exons. The record is from RefSeq and is a predicted model, not a curated record. NCBI's taxonomy places the organism in Eukaryota, Metazoa, Chordata, Actinopteri, Cypriniformes, Nemacheilidae. The coding region runs from base 1557 to 3191 and encodes 544 amino acids.
AAAAUAUAUAAUAUGAAAUGUCAUUAGAUCAGUGGUCAGCAAUCCUGUUCCUGGAGAUCUACCGUCCUGAAGAUUUCAGCUCCAGUCCCAAUCAAACACACCUGGACUAUCUAAUCAAGGUGUUCAGGGUUGCUUAAUAAUCACAGACGGGUGUGCUGAAGCAGGGUUGGAGCUGCAGUCUGCAGAUCUCCAGAUCUCCAGGAGCAGGGUUGGUGACAACUGCAUUAGAUGGUUCAUCUGUGCAGGUCACCAAGACACCUCUGAUGCACAAAGGCUACCAGCAAAGGCAAAUGUUAGAAUGUUGCACAUCGGAACAUUUUGAGAGAGGCACAAGAGGUCUUCAGCUCACAAUAUCUGCUGCCAGCUGUUAAUGCCAUGGGCAGCAUCUUGUGGGAGUCAUCGAGGACUAAGGACGAUAGCUCUGCGGGGUCAUGUUACAAAGCCAAGCAACAUGAGUCCAUCUUACCAGCUGCACCCGAUGCUUCAACAAAUGAUGAUAAUGCUUCCACAGACACUGCUUAGCAAAUUAAACAGUGGGUGAAAACAGACACCUUCAUGGCCCUCCAGUCACCACCAGAUUAACACAUUUUAGAGCACUUUCUAAGAGCUGGUGGAUUUCCUUCUUUACAGGCGGUUCAAUAUCCAACUGCACAUAUAGCAGGAGUACCCGUGGCAUUCAAAGACGGUUUCAUUUCUACAGCUAUAAUGAUGAAGUCAUAAUUUUAGAUGUUUUAGAUGUAAAUGGCUAAAUAUUUAUUUAUCAUUGCUGGUCGCUGUAGAAAAAGAAUCCCCCCAUCUGUAAAGAGUCACUUGAUAUCUUUUCCCGACUCACUUUAAAGACUGAGUCAUAACCCCUGAGAUCCAUUCUGAGUUUCAUCCUGCAUUACACUUCCAUUAACUGAAUAUGUGAUGUGAGACACCGAGUCUCUGAAUGCAAUAGAAGUCAUGAAGACUUCAGGCACUAUUGCUCAGGUGUUCUUUCUUUAUGAUGUAGGUCAGCUACUUAGAGGGGGCAGCUUGUGCUGAAAACAAAACAACACAGUACAGAAUAAUCACCUCUUACGUUUACAAAAAAUAAUUGCAUUUUUAAUUACUUUGCCAUAAAUUAAUCUGCUGGAUGGAUGGUUGGAUGGAAUGCCUGGCCGCAGUCCAAAGAGAGUCGUGAUAGAAAAAGUCCUCAGCUUGCACCGAUGUUGCGAGCGCAUAGUUUUUUUCAUGCGGCAUUCAAACUUCCUGCUCUAUUCAGAGUAACAGUGCAUUUUGACGAGUUUAACGCACUUUACUAUGCAUGAGAGGGGUGUGCGUCUGUCUCCAGACGGAUAGCCUGAUGAAGAAAGUGGUCAGUGCAGGAAUUGAAGCAGUAACACAUACUUCGUCGAGUUGAAUGCGGAUGUCCUCCACGGCGCAUUGAGACUGAUAACUGGAACCUCGGGAUGUGCCUAUUUUCAGCUGCGCUUCUGCAAAUGUCCAACAUUUAAUUCGCACAGAAGAGCGAAUCGAGAGUAAAACGAGUGUAUUUUCCAACAGAUAUUACGUUUUUUUAGUCGACAGACAAAAUGGGAAGCACUGUGAUGGACUCCAAGAAAAAGGACUUUGCAAAGAAAUCCUCGAGGAAGAAGCGAUCUCUGCGAUUAAACAUGCCAGAUUUGAGUACAUUUGCAUCCUCUCUUAUGGAUAGAGAGACGGACAGAUCUGAUAAAGAUGAGAUGCGAAAGGAGGAGAGAAGUGGUUCACCCAGCCCCAUCAAAGGCUCAUGUGUGAAGUCUUCUGCCAGCCAGCCAUGUACCCCAGUUGCAUCCCCAUUUCCCAGGAUCAGUCCAAGCUCCCCCAGACCCAUCUUCCCCCGUCCACCAUCUUCUCACCAGGACUCACCUCCCAAAUCUCCCCGCCGGCUCAGUUUCAGUGGUAUCUUCCGUUCCUCAUCCAGCUCGGCUCCUUCCAGCAUCAAGCUCUUCUCCAGAUCUAGAAAAGGUUCUGGGCUUUCCACUCCCCCCAACACCCCGACGCAGAGUCCAGUUCCGCCCGUCUUCCCUAUGGAGAAUCCUAGUCCUCCAGAGCGUGUGGAGGAACGCCGCACCCGCUCUCUGUCCUCUCCCCCUGAUACAGGUCAGCGCUUCAGCCUGACCCCCUCCUCCACCAAACCCCCUAUUGCCUCGUACACCUUUAACUCUACCUCACGCCAGAGUUGCGGAUUUGCUGAAGGCAUGUUGGAAAAACUUGAACUUUAUGAUGAAGCUGCUGAAGAGCCAGACAGUGAUAUUUACAUGCGCUUUAUGAAAUCCCACAAGUGCUAUGACCUCAUCCCCACUAGUUCCAAACUAGUGGUCUUUGACACUACACUACAGGUAAAGAAAGCUUUCUUUGCCCUGGUUGCUAAUGGAGUACGAGCCGCCCCAUUAUGGGAAACCAAAAAACAAAGCUUUGUGGGAAUGUUAACCAUCACAGACUUCAUCAUCAUACUGCACAGAUACUACAAAUCUCCACUGGUGCAAAUAUAUGAGCUGGAAGAGCAUAAAAUUGAGACUUGGAGAGAACUUUACCUGCAAGAAACUUUUAAACCCUUAGUCAACAUAUCUCCAGAUGCAAGUAUAUUCGAUGCUGUUUACUCGCUUAUCAAAAAUAAGAUCCAUCGUCUGCCGGUGAUCGAUCCUGUCACAGGAAAUGCACUCUACAUCCUCACACACAAGAGAAUCCUCAAGUUUCUACAGCUCUUUGUUUGUGAGAUGCCCAAACCAGCCUUCAUGAGACAAACUUUAGAUGAACUGGGCAUUGGCACAUACAACAACAUAGCUUUUAUUUACCCAGAGACACCCAUUAUUAAAGCACUGGGCAUCUUUGUGGAGAGGAGAGUUUCUGCCCUGCCUGUGGUGGAUGCUGCAGGAAAGGUUGUGGACAUUUACUCCAAAUUUGAUGUCAUUAACCUGGCUGCUGAAAAGACCUACAAUAAUCUGGACAUCACAGUGACCCAGGCUCUCCUGCACCGCUCGCAGUACUUUGAGGGGGUUAUGAAGUGCCAUCGGCACGAGACCCUGGAGACAAUAGUGGACAGAAUCGUCAGAGCAGAGGUUCACAGGCUGGUAGUAGUGGAUGAGAAUUCGAGCAUUGAGGGCAUCAUCUCUCUGUCUGAUAUCCUGCAGGCACUUGUACUCACCCCCGCAGGAGGACGUAGGAGGGACAGUGUGACAGAAUGACAUUUUGCAGGCGUAAAUGAAAUAAUGGAAAGUCUCCGUUUGGAAACUGACAGGUCCGGACGGCAUUCCUGAUAGGACACAGAGAAGACAGCAGGAAGUUCCAACAUUCGUUUUUAGAUCCUCUUUUAAGGGCCGUUAAAAUCUACAGCAUUAGGAAUGAACAUGUGAUCAUAACGCACACAUUAUUUGAGAUUUACAGUCAUCUGCCGCUAGACUGUACACUGCUUUAAAUGCUGGGCAUGUUUGUCUGGUCGUGCUGCUGUUGAUAGCCAUCAUUGACAAAGCUAAUUUAGGCACAGAGAGGAAGUCUCCUUUUGUGUUCUGGCAGGGUCUGUGUUAUAUCAUUGGCACUGUAAUCCAUUUUUGGUGAGUUAUCUGAAGUGGAAACUUGCAUUAAUUUAAGACCUCGCUGAGAGUUGAUUGUAUUGGUUAGCUGAAAUGCAUAAACUUGCUGGUUCUUGUGCAAUAAUCAGCAAUUGCCAUUGUUUGUGUUUGUAAAGAACUGGAUAACUUAGUAGAUGGUGCAAGUGUAUUUAAUGAAAUCCAAAGUAAGAGAAAAUGUUGCAUUAAGAAACGAAGCUUGUUUUUAGCACCAUUAGGAUUUCUUUUAUUCAAUAAUAAAAAAGCCCAUUUCCCCCUCAUAUUUUCAUUAUUAUAUUAAGUCGGUAUGAUUUUUUUAUUUUAAGUGUGUGUUCAUUAGAUUCUCAUUACUGUAAUACAUAUUUUUUCAGUAAAUACUGUGAUAUUUUUCAUGAGCGAUUAUUUUUUAAUAAAUCAAAGACAUUAUAACGAAUGUACAAACACUUUUUUUGCAUUAUGGUAAUGAGGGGAGGGUGGAGUUUUAAUGAGCUACAUUUUCUUUAUGCAAGAUUUAUUGUGGCUUUCUUUUGAUGUUUUGGGUAAAAUAUAAUCUGGACAGGUUUCAUGAGAUUGCCUUUUUGUUUGAUACUGUUUCAACUGUGCCUUUACCCCCUGUAAGGAGAAAUGAAUGUAUUACUAAAGUGAAUGUACACUGACUGUUGAGGGCUGUAUUUUUACUGGAACAAAGAAUGUGCUAUGAAAUGAUAUAUAUAUACAGAGCUUUAUUUUUCUAUUUUGGUGUGGAAAAUGGUGUGUGUUACCCAUGGAAUGCACUAAAGAGCAUGAAUGUCAAAGCUUGCAGUUGUCAAUGUAAAACGCGCUUCUUUGCACCUCAGUUUAUAUGCUGGACUACUGUAAAUAUAAGUGCUCAGACAACACAUGCCAUAUACGGUUUCACAUGUAUUGGUUUAAAAAUGAAUCUGUUUUUGAUUGCAUUCUUAUUUUUUGAUCUGUUUUUCAUUGAACUAUGGAAUGUUUCAGUCUAGAAAAUGUUCAGUUGUACCAACAGAAAAUGACACUAUCGUUUUAACUUUUUAAGCAGAUGAGAUGAAAUAUAUUGAAAAUUUGUUUG